AUAUGGACUCCAUGUUUUGAGAAAUGCAACCUUCACAGGAUCAAUCACGGAUCAAUCUUUCUGACUUGAAGGCACAGAUUGUGAAGAAGCUUGGCCCGGAGAGGUCAAAGCUCUACUUCCAUUAUUUGAAUGGACUGUUGAGCCUUAAGUUAAGCAAGGGUGAAUUUGAUAAGCUAUGUCAUCGAACUCUUGGGAGGGAGAAUCUCCCGUUGCACAACCAGUUGAUACGUUCAAUUCUGAAGAAUGCUUGUCAUUCUAUGGUCCCGCCACCAGAUUACGUGAAGGAAGUCCGGAAGUCUGCUUUAGGAGCUGGAAAGAAAUCUCCUCCAAGAGAAGAUGGGUAUCAGCAAAGUGGGCCAUCACUAACUCCAACAAAAUCUCCAACUCCAGUGAUUUGGUUAAAUGGGGAUGUUCCACUACAUUUGCCCCAAAAGUGCAAGUCUGGGAUUCCUGACAGGAAGCUUAAAGAUCGCCCGAGCCCUCUCGGAUCAAAUGGGAAGGUUGAGUUUCCUUCUCAACAAUCAACUACUACAGAUGACAGCAUCAAAGUUAUUACAGAAAAUGGAGAUUUUAAACCAUGUGACUUCCAUAAGCCUGCCCAGCAUCAUCAGGGCCUUGCGGAGCAACCUGAAAUUGAGCAGAAGGUUUCACUUCAGCGUCCUCACAAAUUACCAAGAAUAAAGAGAUCACAGGAUGAUCCUGUUUCUGUACAUAGCAAGGGUCAGCUUGAAGUAGUCGUCGUCACCGAAGGUGCGGAAGAGGUGGAGCAGGAGGCCAACAUCUCCAGCUCCACUAGAGGUCUACUUAGGGCUCCUCUUGGAAUUCCAUUUUGCUCAGCUAGUAUAGGUGGGGCCCUGAAGGCUUUGCCAAUGCCUAACAGUAGUAGUUUUGCUAGUUAUUAUGACAGUGGUGAAUUAUCUGAUAUGGAGGCAUUGAGGAAACGUAUGGAGCAGAUUGCAGGAGCACAAGGCCUUGAAGGGGUGUCAACAGACUCUGCUAAUUUGUUGAAUAAUGGGUUGGAUGCAUAUUUGAAGCAGUUGAUCUGGUCUUGCAUUGAGCUAGUAGGAGCAAGAUCAGGACAUGAGCCAUCAGUGCGAUCUGUUUACAAGCAACAGCCUCAGGGUAAAGUCAUUAAUGGCAUCUUGCCAGGUUAUCAGUCACAGAUGCAAUGUAGCAGUGGGCCCUUGGAAGGCACCCAAGAACACAGAAGCCAUUGUCCGAUAUCUUUGCUUGAUUUCAAGGUUGCAAUGGAGCUAAAUCCACAGCAGCUUGGAGAAGACUGGCCAUUGCUGCUGGAAAAAAUUUGUAUGCACUCAUUCGAGGAAUAAAUCCAAGGCAAACUUUGGUUUCUCCAAAGCUAUGAUUGGGUGGGACCUACUAGUUCAAGGGGUCUAGCAGUUAUCGAUGGACACCGUCGACACAGUAACUGCUCCGUUAUGGCAAUGAUGGACCAGACAAGCAACCCCGGGAUAAAGUUCUGCCCCUUCCAAGAUGAAAUGGGAAUUGGAGCAGGAAGUUCUUGUAUUCUCCUGCUGCUGGGCCAUACUCAACCAGGAGUACAUUUAACAGCAACCUCUCAGAAGGGUAUCUCAAAGGAAUUUACCUAUGUUUGGUUGCACUGCUGUAUGUUAAGCAUUUGUGUUGGUUGUCUCCCGCCAUCACUGCAGAUCUCGAGCUUUCUGUAAUUUCCAGCAAAUGAAGAGGAAAUUUAAGACCAGUUUUGCAGUAAUACUGUUGUGUAGCUUGGUUAAAGGUAAAAUCACAUCUUGUAAAGAUGGCAGUGUUGCGGUGUAUGAAAUACCAAAAUUGAGACUUGAUUUGAGUCCAAAAUUAACUACAUCUAUUGUCCCAAAUUGUUUUA
Telopea speciosissima is the source of this 1861-nucleotide messenger RNA. RefSeq lists its product as uncharacterized. The coding region runs from base 24 to 1328 and encodes 434 amino acids. The transcript has a single exon. Lineage: Eukaryota; Viridiplantae; Streptophyta; Magnoliopsida; Proteales; Proteaceae. The record is from RefSeq and is a predicted model, not a curated record. Gene Ontology annotation, biological process: regulation of transcription by RNA polymerase II. Gene Ontology annotation, cellular component: SAGA complex. Gene Ontology annotation, molecular function: transcription coactivator activity.